AUGUACGGCCGCACUAUCCUUCUUAUGGCGUCAUUGGCCCUGCCUCUGAUCGCUGCUCCUCUGUCUGGUAAUACGCACUCGCCGUCGGCAGAUGUUAUCAACGAAGGCGCCAUACCUGCAAUGUUAGGCGAUAGAAUAAAGAGGGAUCCUCUUGUCGAAGCGUUACCUCUAGAAAGUCGAUUGAGUGAAGUUGCAGGAAGCAAGCGCGACACUUCACUGGACCAGAACGCGAAUAGUGGCGAAGACAAUAACACCCAUGAAACAGACGAUGUAGACAACCUAGGCAAUGUGAACAACAUUGAGGUCCGAUCCGAACCCACCGACAGUCUCGAAGAUCGCAAAUUGGCUGGUGAAAGCAGGCAAAAGAGCAGGAGGGCUUUCCUUCCGGUGGUCGGCCACGAUGGCAACAGGGAAAAAGACCCAAAGAGCAAGAGAACACGACGUGCUCUGGGAGACAGCCAUGGGGGCAAAGGAGAUCAAGCUCCCCGGAGCGGCAAGCGGGGCGACAGUAUGUAA
Messenger RNA from Plenodomus lingam JN3, 516 nucleotides. RefSeq lists its product as uncharacterized. The record is from RefSeq and is a predicted model, not a curated record. NCBI's taxonomy places the organism in Eukaryota, Fungi, Ascomycota, Dothideomycetes, Pleosporales, Leptosphaeriaceae.